AUGCCAGUAUUUAAUGGCUAUUUGGCGAACAAAGUGAUGGCCACGUGGACGGAGUUUUUCCUAUUGUUUGGGCUGUGGCACAUUUUGCAGGUCCAAGGAGUUGCCAAGUUCACGAACAUCGAGUGCUUAGGUGCGGACGAAAACUUUACCACCAUUUCUCUGUGCCGAUUGUACGCCGUGAAAAGGGAUGUGGCGGAAAUGAGCUUGAGGGCUCGCAUCCUCCAAUGGCCAAAAGGACCGGUAUCGAUGCGCAUGCAGCUGCUGAAAAAGGCCAGUGGCUAUAAGCCCUUUCUAUAUAAUAUCUGCCAGUCGGAUGUGUGCGAGUAUCUGGAGAAACGGAACCACCCCUUCGUAAACAUCAUCCUGAGCAGUUUCGGGAACAGAACCAAUGUGAACAAGUGUCCAAUUCCAUCGGAAAUAGUCUUGGAGCACUUCCGGUUCCCCGUUAAGGUUCUGGAUAUAAUGCCCCUGCCUUUCGGGGACUACGCACUCUUCACCACCUUCAGUUUCCGUCGAGCGGAGUUGGCGCAGGUUAAAGUGUAUUUCACAUUAACAGAGUAUCGCUAAAGGCACACAAAUCACGAGCCGAAUAUUUGUAAUAAACAUCAG
Drosophila santomea is the source of this 609-nucleotide messenger RNA. RefSeq lists its product as uncharacterized. The record is from RefSeq and is a predicted model, not a curated record. Bases 1 to 567 code for a protein of 188 amino acids. NCBI's taxonomy places the organism in Eukaryota, Metazoa, Arthropoda, Insecta, Diptera, Drosophilidae. The transcript is spliced from 4 exons.